CUCCAACCUCAAUUGGCCAAGCCCGCGCCUCACUGCAAGUCUAAAAAGAGAGCCAUCUUACGGCGGGAGCUCUACGAAUCUGCGUCCACUAUGCUGCUCGCCUAUGACAUGAGGCAUGGCCAAGAGCCAACCGGAGCGAUAGGCGGCUCUGAUGCAGGGCUGCCUUUCUUUGGACCUCGUACUUGUGCAUGUACCUGACGUGCAGCCCUUUGACCUGAUAUCAGACCUCCUGGCCCCCGGCUUGAUCCCAACCAUAUUCCAGCUCACCUCCAACAGCUCAUAACGGCUGUGCCACCGGAUGUUCCCGCUGACUCUACACUCAGAGUUAACAUCACAUACGAUCUAGUACACAACUCGUCUUCUCUGUUAGAAGCGCCUCGUUGCAAGCGGACUUUCUUGAGGACAAUCGCGCAUCAUGGAUCCCCGACAGCAUGGACAGAACCAGCAGCUUCAGCCUCAAAUGACUUCCCAGCAGCACAACAGGUUCUCAUGGCAGCAACCUCUCGAGGAUGAUGCACCGGCCUGUACACAGCCGCAACAGCAAGCACCACAGCAUCAGCCUCAGCAGUAUCAACAACCUCAGCAAUACCGGCAGCCGGUACAGCCUCAGCAACCUCAGCAGCCUCAACAACCUCAGCGGCCUCAGCAACCCCAAGUCAGCACAGAUUCAUCACGGCACUUCUCGUAUGCGCAGACACCCGCAGAAAUGCGUGCUUUCGUAUACACAUCUUCGCCGAAUGAUCCGCCCAUGCCACAUUCCAUGCCCAUCUCACUACCAACAUCGCCAGUGGGAUACACGCCGAUCGACCCUCGCCCCCAAUCGAUGCUCGAUGCGCAGCUCCCGAUCAUUCCGCCCCAAUCGCAAACUGCUUACAUGCCGCCGUCUUAUGCGCAUGACAUUAAACCUCCCGUCUCGCCCGUCUCGCCUCAGCAUGCUCCGCAAGCGCAACACUUUUCCCCAGUUUCGUCAAUACCACAACCAGAACCUAUUCAUCAGAUACCGCAGGUUGAAACACAGCAGAGCAGGCACGCUCGGCAGAUGAGCAACCUGUCACCCAUCAAUACAAACAUCCGAACGUAUGCCAUGCCGCCCAUCCCUCCUACACCGCCGUCGGGUACACAUCAAACCUCGCCGCUACCGCACAAGACACCAAUGACCCCCAUCUCCGCCAACUCUAUGCACAAAGAACAGCCACGAGACAAUCCAACCUCCCCUACGCUCCGAAACUCGCCGUAUCCGAACGAGCCCUAUUCACCACACGGUUUCUCGAACCAGAAUAGCAACUUCCAUGCCGUAUUCUCUCCAGACGCUGCACACGGCCCCAACGGCCUCGAUUUUGCUGCACACCAACCAGGCCAGAUAUCGCAUCCAAACAUGGAGCUAGAGAAGUCACACGAAUGGUCAAACGGCAUCUGCGCAUGCAGCCCGGACCCUUCAACCUGCCUAACAGGUCUUUUCUGCCCUUGCAUCCUCUACGGCCGCACCUCGUACCGCCUGUCCCAGAAAUCCGCGAAGAAAGAUCCCACGGAUAUGCUCGGCCACAGCUCCACGAAUGGACACUGCAUGGUCAUGGGCCUUUCGUGCGGGCUGUGGUGGCUAUUCCCUAUGCUGCAACGGACACGUAUUCGGCGCGCGUAUAAACUCGAAGGCAGUUUUGGGAGCGAUCUGCUCAAGGGAUGUUGUUGCUGUUGCUGCGUUACUGUGCAAAAUGAGAGAGAGGUUAAGCAUAGAGAGGAGGUUAGUAGACGGUGGGCUGGACCGGCGAGCACAGACGCUUAUACAAGGACGGGAGGUAUGGUGUAUAAGCCGCAGCAGUAGAUUGGGCGUGUAGAGUUCGCAUGUAUAGCUAUUUUCAGUCAAUGAUACCCACAAUCCUUUUUGUCUACACGGGCAUAAUAGAACAACCCAAAGACGGACGAACAUCGUUUGCACAAGCUCUUUCGCCUCAAGCGAGGUGCAAUCUCAACAUGUCCUCUCCAGCGUAUUUCCAUGACGGCUAUGGCCCAACAGUGCAUUGCUCAAUCCUCAGUCAGAUUUAUCCCGUUAGCGACCAGACGCGGUAUCACGUGAAUUAGCGCUUGGCAAACCAUACGGGACACCAUCGCCAGCAUGCCUUCCAAAAUACCACUAAAGUCACUUUCUUAUGCAAGCUUUAGGAAGAUCUUCA
This is a messenger RNA of Alternaria rosae, 2168 nucleotides long. Its product is annotated as PLAC8 family-domain-containing protein. The record is from RefSeq and is a predicted model, not a curated record. The transcript has a single exon. Bases 416 to 1819 code for a protein of 467 amino acids. Lineage: Eukaryota; Fungi; Ascomycota; Dothideomycetes; Pleosporales; Pleosporaceae.